UGACUUCCUGCAGAGCCAGAGUCAGCACCCCUGCUGACAUACUUGCCUGGACAGUGUUAGAUUACUCCCAGGGUAAAGUAAAUCAGCACUGCUAUUUGCUGAGAAAAUUCCUAGGUUGAGCUGCAAUCCUUUAAGAAGUCUCUGAAGGAAGAGGAGAUCUUUUGAGAACUAUUGUCAUCAACUCUUUGAUAUUGGAUGAUCAAUGCUCCAAAGAAUUGGAUUAAUAUUUUUACACAACAUUGUUGUGGUCAGUAACUAUUUCUAUUUCCAGGCAUUUUUAGAUGAAUUCACUAAAUGGUCAAGAAUAAAUCCCGACAAGGCCAGGAUUACCACGGCUGGAGAUACCCAAGGUGUGGUCGGGACUGUCUCUAAGCCUUAUUUCACAGCAUAUGAAAUAAAAAUUGGUGCAAUUACUUUUCAGGUUGCUACCGGAAAUAUAAUCACUGAACAGGUAGAUGUUAUUGUAAACUCAACAACAAGGACAUUUAAUCUGAAAUCAGGUGUGUCAAAAGCUAUUUUAGAAGGUGCUGGACAAGCUGUGGAAAAUGAAUGUGCUGUACUAGCUGCACAGCCACACAGAGAUUUUAUAAUUACACAAGGUGGACACUUAAAGUGCAAAAUAAUAAUUCAUGUUGUUGGGAAAAAUGAUGUCAGGAAAACAGUCACCAGUGUUCUAGAAGAGUGUGAACAGAGGAAGUACACAUCAGUUUCCCUUCCAGCCAUCGGAACAGGAAAUGCUGGAAAAAAUCCAACCACAGUUGCUGAUAACAUAAUCGAUGCUAUUGUAGACUUCUCAUUGCAGCGUUCCACCCCAUCAUUAAAAACCGUUAAAGUUGUCAUCUUUCAACCUAAGCUGCUAAAUGUAUUCUACGACAGCAUGAAAAGAGACCUCUCCGCAUCACCGAACUUUCAAUCCACAUUCUCCAUGACUACAAAUAAUCUUCCUGAACACUGGACUGACAUGAAUCAUCAGCUGUUUCGCAUGGUCCAGCUAGACCCAGGACAACCAGAAUAUAAUACCAUAAAGGACAAGUUCACCCAAACUUGUUCUUCCUACACAAUAGAGAAGAUUGAGAGGAUACAGAAUGCAUUUCUCUGGCAGAGCUACCAGGUAAAGAAAAGGCAAAUGGAUAUCAAGAAUGAUGAUACAAAUAAUGAGAGACUCCUCUUCCAUGGGACAGAUGCAGACUCAGUGACAUAUGUCAAUCAGCAUGGCUUUAAUCGAAGUUAUGCUGGGAAGAAUGCUGUAUUCUAUGGAAAAGGAACCUAUUUUGCUGUGGAUGCCAGUUAUUCUGCCAACGACACCUACUCCAAGCCGGACAGCAAUGGGAGAAAGCACAUGUACGUUGUGCGAGUACUUACUGGAGUCUUCACAAAGGGACAUGCAGGAUUAGUUACCCCUCCACCCAAGAAUCCUCACAAUCCCACAGAUCUCUUUGACUCGGUGACAAACAAUACACAAUCUCCAAAGCUAUUUGUGAUAUUCUUUGAUAAUCAGGCUUACCCAGAAUAUCUCAUAACUUUCAGGCGUUAAAAAUAUUUUUAUCAUCAAAGAGAUUAUUUAAGUCAUCUGUGAGAACAACAUGCAAUCUUCGUCUUUGCUUUUGGCCUGUUUAAGCAGACAAAAGUUUCCCUUUCAGGUGCUAAAAUGCUGAAAAUUACCUUUUUAAAAUGCUCUAUUGCUGCAAUUUGUAGCAUACCUUUUUUUCUCAGCAAAUUGAUGGGUGGAAGCUAGGAAAUGUAUGGUAAAUGUCACAGUUAGAGCUACAGCUAUUCACAGACACCAAAUCUGUAGGAGAAUAAAAAGCACAUUAUUCUUUUUCCAUCAGAAAAAAAAAAACAAGAUACAUCACCUUAAAGCCCAGAUGACACUGUUCUACUUGGAACAUAUUAAGACAUUGAAUGGUGGCGGGUUAAACUGUACUACUUAAGUGGAGAGGCUACUGUUAUGCAUCUGUAACAGCUGGGGAUUUUGCCUUAUUAAGAAAAACCUGUCGAUAGUUCAGCUGAAAUGACUGGAUCACAGAAUAUUAACUCUGUUAUGGAACAAAUCAUAACAGAUUUUACCCGUUUACAUUUCAGGUAAAAAUGUGUAAAAAUAUUAUCCCCAAUUUUAGUGACUUAAUCCCACACAGUCUUUGUUGGUCCGGAGUUCAGGUAUGGCCUACCUGGUCAUUCUGCUAGGGUCUCUCUGAAGUUACAGACAAGAUGUCAGGGGAUGUGGUCAUUUGAAGGCUUGUCUGGGCUGGAGGUCUAUUUCCAAGGUGAAUCACUCACAGGUAUUGGCAGUCCUCAGUUCCUCUCCUCACGGGCCUCUCCACAGGCUGCUUGAGUGUCCUCAUGACACAAGAGCUGGCUUACUCCAGAGUGAGCAACUCAAGAGAGAGCAAGGCAGAAGCUACCAAGUCUUUAUGAUUGAAGUCAUACACCAUCUUUUCCGCAGUAUCCUAUUGAUUAUUUGGAUCAUCUUGUUCAACCUGGGAGGGAAUUGCACAAGAACAUGAAUACACAUUGGCAAAGAUCACUGGGGGCCAGCUUGGAAGCUGUGUGAAUGAGCAAAUGAAUGCACAGAUAGAAUGUUAGCAGCCAAAAUGAUGCUAGAGGUCACCUACCCCACUGUCCUCUUGUCUUUCUCCCCCAACCCUCCCCUGCUCCCAGGCAAGAAGCCCUCUAGCCUCUGCUUGAUCACUUUCAGCACUCAACAUCUUGAGGGAACCUAUUCCACUGUGGGACAGUGUUAAUUAGUGGAAAACUCUUUUUUUCAAAAGUUGAAAUCAGUUCCUCUAUGUCUAUUACCUGCUGAUCACUGUCCAGACUUCUGGAGGACACAGAACAAGUUUUAUUCCUCUUACCGAUGGUAGCCUUUCAGAUCCAUCCCUUCCCUCCAGUAUAUUAGAGUGAUGUAAAUUCUUAAAAUGCCUAGCAGUUUAUUUAUCCUGAAGCAUCACUUUUGAAAAGUUACAGACAUUUAAGAAGUAUUUACAUUAUCAUAAAUAAAUUACAUGUGCAUUUAAAGAGGACAGAAGAGUAUAAAGAAAAAUAUCUCACCAAACUCAUUCAUAAUUCCAGCACUAAGGGAAAACCACUGCCAAUUUCUCAUGUUCUCCCUUCCAGUUUCUUCUCUGUCCAAAUUCAACAAAGUCAAAAUCACAUUUUGUUCAGUCACGAAUCAUAUGAUAUUAUUUCUACCAUUUUUCAUUUAACAUUACAAGUUGUUCUCCUGUGUUGUUAUUUUUUCUGUACACAUAAUUUUAAUGGCAGAGUUAUUCUGCUUUAUAUCUUUUCCCUAUUUUUAUGUAUAUAGAAUUAUAAAAUUUUAAAAAAUGUAAUCAUCAUUUAUAGUUUAAU
Cercocebus atys (sooty mangabey) is the source of this 3348-nucleotide messenger RNA. It is a transcript of the gene PARP15, whose product is annotated as poly (ADP-ribose) polymerase family, member 15. Gene Ontology annotation, molecular function: transcription corepressor activity; NAD+ poly-ADP-ribosyltransferase activity. Lineage: Eukaryota; Metazoa; Chordata; Mammalia; Primates; Cercopithecidae. Gene Ontology annotation, cellular component: cytoplasm; nucleus. Bases 203 to 1534 code for a protein of 443 amino acids. The transcript is spliced from 8 exons. Gene Ontology annotation, biological process: negative regulation of gene expression. The record is from RefSeq and is a predicted model, not a curated record.